UUUAGGUCUGAAUCAAGAUUGGAGUCUUAACAGCAGAUCUCCACAGUGAGAUAAAAAAACUGCUUUAACAUUCUUUGUUUCAGUCGCGCUUACAGGAGAAUGAAGAAGACAUUUGCAUGUGAUGAAUCAAUGAUCAUCACCAUUCCAAUCGGGAGUCUGAAAGACGCUGGAGAAGGUCAACUGAUGCCGGAAAAGUUUCAGUGUGUGUACAAAGAUUCCUACAAGGUCUUUGCUAUCAAAGGGAAACCUAAACCUCUUGGAGCAGCCCAAGCCAUCGCUGGUGUGUUCAUUCUCGUGCUCGGCCUGAUUUUUUCGGCGGCAGAAGAGUUCCACUUACUCUACACUCUGCCCAGUGCUCUGUUUGUGGUCUGUGGCAUCCUGUCCUAUGCAGCUGGACAGUUUCCAAACAUGCACGUGACCAAGCUGUCCUUCUCUCUGAACAUCGCCAGCCUCUUCUGGUCCAUUGCAGCAGUCGGUUUAUGCUUCAUCAAAGGUCAUGAUUCGCCAACGGAGAGCUCGAACAAGAUCCAUGAAGGAAUCAAGGGACUGAUUGUGACUCUGCUGGUUGUUGAAAAGUUAAUCGCCCUUUCCUUGAUCUACUGGUUGAGUAAAGCUGUGUGCAGACAACAUUUCAAUACUUUGCCCAUCAUACUGCUGAAACAUGGAGACUGAGGCUGAAUGAAGCUCAACCAACGAGCAACCACUUAUGUAUGGUACAUUAAAUCCUAUAUUCUAUUAAAAGUGUAAGAGUCAGUCAUGUCAAAUACCCCUCAAUAUACAACAUACACACAUGUGAAAUUAUCUUUUGUUUUCCUUUCAGAAGUAGCUAAACAAUGUGAAUUAGCCAGCUUUUAGAUGUAGGUUACCAAUGUGUGUACAUCUCCCCUUUGAAUUGCUUUGUUUAAUCAUUUUAGGACAAAAGAACCAGCAAUGACAAAAAGAGGUAAUGGUGUUUGUGAUCUCCACAUUUAAUGUUUGUCUCAACUCCUGGAAGUUUGGCUAAUAUUCUCAAACUUCUUCAAUUGUAACCAGUGUUGUUCUCUGUGAAUCACUUUGUAACUUUGUUUUUAGCAAAUAAAGAUGCAUAUUUAGUUUG
Messenger RNA from Pseudoliparis swirei, 1096 nucleotides. RefSeq lists its product as uncharacterized. The coding region runs from base 100 to 672 and encodes 190 amino acids. The transcript is spliced from 6 exons. NCBI's taxonomy places the organism in Eukaryota, Metazoa, Chordata, Actinopteri, Perciformes, Liparidae. The record is from RefSeq and is a predicted model, not a curated record.